Lytechinus variegatus (green sea urchin) is the source of this 2722-nucleotide messenger RNA. Its product is annotated as myogenesis-regulating glycosidase-like. The coding region runs from base 192 to 2165 and encodes 657 amino acids. Gene Ontology annotation, biological process: carbohydrate metabolic process. Gene Ontology annotation, molecular function: hydrolase activity, hydrolyzing O-glycosyl compounds. NCBI's taxonomy places the organism in Eukaryota, Metazoa, Echinodermata, Echinoidea, Temnopleuroida, Toxopneustidae. The transcript is spliced from 3 exons. The record is from RefSeq and is a predicted model, not a curated record.
AAAGAUGCUAUAUAUAUGUUGUUUCAUCUUGGUUAAGUGUCGAAUGACUAUAGGCUUGCCGGUUCGUUCGGGAAAUUAUGAAGGAUUAACGAGCUUCAUUAAUUAUAUGUCACGUGGAGAUUACAGCAACGGUACAAUAGCGUUCACUAUCAUUUCGGUGCAUCCAAAAGACGACUCGUCACCCGUCGAUCAUGGCAUCGAAUCGGACGUUGAUGCUGGCCAUUGGAUUGGUGUUGGGUGCAGGAGGUCUUAUUGCGGCGAUCCUGUGUGGGGUGCUCAUUGACACCUCGGAAGGACCAGUGUUUACCCCCGUCACCGAUGGUUAUGUGGAGAUCAGACACGGGGACGACGUCGUACUCGUCGGACAGGUUGGGGUAACGCUAGACGGUUCCGGUGACGAGUGCACGAGCGAAGGGGAGAAUGUAAUUCAGUGUUUCGAGUGGGAGAAUACAGCAAGGUUAGAGAUCCGACAAGAAACACCAGAUGACAUUAUAUGUAACCGCGUGAGUUGGCAAGCCAUGACGCCCGACGUCGUCCUCCAAGACUGCUACGAGCUCGGCGAUGCACAUUGGUUCGGUAGCGCCAAUAGGUUCUUCCAACACUGGCCCAUCAACGAAUGGAACGAAUCUAUGACCAUGUAUGUCUCCGGUGAUAUGUACGCCAAUUAUAACGACUAUGGUUCGGUGCUCGAGAGGUACUGGCUGUCGUCAAAGGGAGUGGCCAUUCGGGCAUCGCAUAAUUCGCCGCUUCACGUGAGCUUGAACUACGACGAUGACGGCUUGGUGUGUUUCAAAGGAGAAUACAGAAACUCUUACUACCCAAGUACGGAAGAUGCUCCGCAACCGUUUCUGGAUUACACGAUCUGCACAGGUGAGAACACCAGGGUUAUUCAUGACUACAUGACACAAAGGUACGUGAAGAAACCCUCAGGUUUACCUGACAUCCGAAUGAUGCGUUCGCCAAUUUGGUCAACAUGGGCAAGGUACAAAACAACUGUCAACCAGUCGCUAGUCUUAGGAUUCGCAGACGAAAUCACCGCCAAUGGAUUUAACAACAGCCAGAUAGAAAUCGAUGAUGGGUAUGCUGGAAGAAAUUACGGGGAUUUUUUCUUCGACGAAAAUAAGUUUCCCGAUCCUGUCCAGAUGAUCACGGAGCUCCAUGACAAGAACUUCAGAGUCACGCUCUGGGUUACACCUUUUGCGAAUUCCAACACGGACGCAUUCAUCGAAGGUGACGAGAAUGGGUUCUGGGUGAAAAACGAAGAUGGGUCUACGGCUUUGAUCAGAUGGUGGGCAGGAAUUCAAGCUGGAAUGCUUGAUGUCACGAAUCCCGAAGCGGUCAGCUGGUUUGUCAACAGGCUUGAGGAAGUCCGUUCCGACUAUGGUAUCGACUCAUUUAAGUUUGAUGCUGGUGAAACAAACUAUUUAGGGUACCACAAGACAAUGGUCCCGAUCGUAAAUCCAUGCGAGUACACUACGGAAUGGGUAAAGCUUGCGGCUCAACUGGGAAGACAGAUUGAAGUGCGAGUAGGCUUUGAGACACAAAACCAACCGAUCUUUGUUAGAAUGAUGGACAAAGAUUCCAAGUGGGGCUGGAACAAUGGUCUAAAAACUCUCAUAACAUCAGCCUUGUCCUUUAGUGUUUUAGGAUAUCCAUACGUCUUGGCCGAUAUGAUAGGAGGUAAUGUAUAUGAAGGGGGCUUUCGGGAGACCUAUCUACCUGACAAAGAGCUUUUCAUCCGAUGGCUACAGAUCACAGCAUUCAUGCCGUCCAUGCAGUAUUCAAUAUCACCAUGGCAAUACGAGGAUGACCCGGAAGUGGUCGAGAUAUCUCGCAGAUGGACCAGUUUCCACGAGAACGUCAUUACACCGAUACUAGUUGAUUUGGCAGAAACGGAAGCUAUUCCUGAAGGAAAACCUAUGAUCCGACCUCUUUGGUGGAUUGCCCCGACCGAUGAACACGCCCUCCUCAGCGAUGAUCAGUUCCUAGUAGGUGACGACAUGUUGGUCGCACCGAUUGUCGAAAAUGGUACUCUUUCUCGCGAUGUCUACCUACCAAAAGGUAAAUGGCGAGACGAGCUUCAUGGAACUGAACAUGAUGGUGGAACAUGGUUAAUAGACGUAGGAGUACCUUUAUCGGAAGCCCUCUAUUACACAAGAUUGUAGCCUUGGUUCCGUAGCUCGUAAGAGAGAUAUUGCACCUAAUAUUUUUCAAAUGAUCAGCUCAAGUAUUCUUUAACGUAACAUGGCUGUAUUCGAAAAAAAAAUAUUUCAUGAGGCACACACCAAAAAAAUUAAGAAUAAGACAAUCUGGAUCAGCAUCAUAGUGUCAAUAACUGAUGCAGUUCUUAAGGAAAGGCGAACUCAUCAUUUAAUUUCACCAUCUUAUAAAAGGAUGUUGAAGUUCUUAUAUUCAAUGGUAUUUUAUUCAAAAGCGUCAUGUCGCCGCUGAAAAAUUCUUUGCACCAUCGUGAUCGAAAUGUCUGGCGGGGGGGGGGGGGUAAGGUAUGAUAGCCGCACGAUAUGAUCUGAUGUGUGAGAAAAAUCUUGUAAAUAUUUUCGCGCCAGCCAAUUUGAAGCACAGAUGUUGAAAUAUGCAGAUUUUGAUUAACAUUAUAACAUGUAUAAUGUUGGAUUAUUAUGAUAUUAUAUAACUCCGUUAUAUAUCAUGUAAACUAUACUCUCUCUUAUACAUUGGUCACAUUUGCUCUACAGUGGUCGUA